Molecule: messenger RNA, 2620 nt
Organism: Acanthopagrus latus (yellowfin seabream)
Lineage: Eukaryota; Metazoa; Chordata; Actinopteri; Spariformes; Sparidae
Product: piggyBac transposable element-derived protein 3-like
Exons: 2
Coding region: 244-2136 (630 amino acids)
Molecular function (GO): sequence-specific DNA binding
Source: RefSeq, a predicted model, not a curated record
GGUAAUUUCCGCACACUUUGCAAAUGGCCACCCUCCUGUACGUCAGUUAGAUCAAGAACCAUGUGGUCUUUACUCAGCCAAUCAGAAGAGAUCACCCUACAUCACAGAUCACAUGACUGUGGCGUUCGACCAAUCAGCAGAGACCUGGAGUCCAUCUAACUUUCUCUUUCCACUGAUGGCGCUAAAAGACGCUAAAGAGACCGAGCUGCCCGUAAAUUUCUGUACUAAACUUCGAAACUAGCCAUGGCAAUGUCUGCCCGCAUGUUUUAUGCCAAGAAGCAGAAUACUGUCGUGCCCACCCACCCUGCCAUCAGUGAUGAUGAUGAGGAGGAUGAUGAUGAUGUGGCAGACCCUGAUUUUGUCCCACCCACCCACAACCAGGACAUUCCAUGUAGUGAUACUGACCCCUCUGCCAGGAGGAAAUGGAUCCAGCCUGUGGUGGAAGUGCUCCAAGAAAAUGACAGUGAGUACAGUGAGGAUGACAACGAUGAUGAUGAUGACGAUGAUGAUGAUAAUGUGCAGCCAGCAGUACAAGCCCAGAGGCCAAGGCCUGGCAAGUCGGCACCCAGGCCAACCACUUGGCAUAAAGUUGACCUGAACAACACAGCCCUUCCUGAAUACCAGCACGCUGCCCCAGACUACAUUGACAUGCCUUUUCAGUACUUUAUUAGGUACUUUGAUGCCCAAAUAAUCAGUCACAUAACAUAUCAGACAAACUUGUAUGCUGCUCAAAAGGACAUCAACACCACUUUCUCCACCAAUGAGAAUGAAAUAAUGACCUUUCUGGCCAUCCUCAUCUAUAUGGGUGUUGUUCAGCUCCCCUCUGUUGAAGAUUACUGGGCCAUGGAAACCAGGGUCCCUCAAGUUGCCGACCUGAUGUCAUCAAAGAGGUUCAGGCUGCUGAAAAGGGUUAUCCACUUCAAUGACAACACUCAGAUCCCUGGCACCAGCGACCGUUUCUUCAAAGUCCGGCCCCUGUUCAGCUAUCUCAAUAAUGCCUUCAGGCGUGAGCCACAGACCCCCAAACAGUCUGUAGAUGAGGUUAUGGUUGCCUACAAAGGGAAGACAGCUGGCAACCUAAGGCAAUAUAUCAAAAGCAAGCCAGACAAGUGGGGUUUUAAGUUGUUCGCGAGGGCUUCUGAGGACGGCUUCAUCCAUGACAUGGUGCUCUACCAGGGCAAAACUACCCUGGAGGCCCAUGAUGUACCCCAGACGCCUGAACAAAAAGUGCUGGGUGCCACCAGUCAGAUUGUUGCUGUCCUGGCAAGUACCAUGUCCUCCCCCACCACCACAGCCAUCUUUGCUGACAACUUUUUUACCAGCAUGGAGCUAGUGCGGUACCUCAGAGAUCAGAAUUGCAGGUACACAGGGACAGCAAGGGACAAUAGAAUAAAAAAUCCUCCACUCAAGUCCAUCAAGGAGAUGGAGAAGAAGGCUGUACCCCGUGGCACUUAUGACUAUGCUACCAGUGAUGAUGGGAUACUGGCCGUCAGAUGGAAGGACAACAGAACGGUCACUCUGCUGUCAACAGACAUGGGGGUGGAGCCGAUGUCCUCAGUCAUUAGGUACUGCAGUGAGACCAAGAUGAAGGAGCCUGUGAGCUGUCCAGCCGUCAUCAAGAGCUAUAACGCCAACAUGGGGGGCAUUGAUAAAAGUGACAUGUUGGUACACCUCUACCGCACCCCCAUGAAGUCCAAGAGGUGGUACUUGCGUCUGUUCGCAUAUGCCGUGGAUGUCAGUAUCACAAAUGCCUGGGUUGUGUACAGACGGGAUAGUAUGGCCCUUGGAGUGAAAGACCAGUCUCUGAAAGAUUUCAGAAUCCAGGUGUUCAGGGGUGCCAGCGGCCAGACAUCUGCCAAAUCAAGCUCCAGAAGAAGCUCAUCCUCAUCUGUUGAAAGCCUGAGCAUGUAUGUCGCUGUACCUGAGCCUGUGCGGGGACACCGCAGCCACACACCAAAUGAGGCUGUGCGCUUUGACCUGUCCCUCUUCCAUGCCCCUGUACAUGACAAACGCCAGACCUGCAAGUACUGCAGCCGGAAAGGCAACAUUGUGAGGUCAAAUGUGGUAUGCAGGGUCUGCAAGGUCCACCUUUGCAUGAACAGUGAGCGCAACUGCUUCAUUAGAUACCAUGAAUAAGAAACAUGAAUGUUGAAAGUUGUACUGUGUAUGUUAUAUAGUUUCUAAAGUUAUGAUGAAUGUUAUACUGUUAUACAGUACAUAAAGAUUUACUGUGCAUGUGAUACUGUAUGUUAUACAGUAUAUAAAGUUGUACUGUGUGUUAUACUGUUAUACAGUACAUAAAGAUGUACUGUGUAUGUGAUACUGUAUGUUAUACAGUAUAUAAAGUUGUACUGUGUGUUAUACUGUUAUACAGUACAUAAAGUUGUAUUCCUGUAUGUUCCUUUCACCUUAGAGGUGUUUUUGUUGUAUAUGUAACAUAUACACUUAAUGGAUUUUUUUUUUUACUACUGAAGGGCAAGGAACCAAAUAUGGUAACUUCGUUUACUUUGUUUUUCUGCAAGACAAUGGAAUUUUUUGAAAAUGUUGAAAACAGAAAUAAACUCUGGUUAUGGCACAGACACAUAGUCUAUAGUUGAUUUUUUGAAUUUCAUAGUAUUUC